AUGCCAUACUGGUUGGGAGGUGGCGAGUAUCCCGAGCGAGUAGGGGAGCCUCCAUGCCAGUAUUACUUAAGAACCGGGACCUGCAAAUUUGGUCCUUCAUGCAAGUUCAACCAUCCGAAAAAUGCCGGAGGCUCGUUAGCUAGUGCACCUCUAAAUAUUUACGGAUACCCAUUACGGCCGGGUGAAAAAGAGUGCUCCUACUAUUUGAAAACGGGGCAAUGCAAAUUCGGGUUGACCUGUAAAUUUGACCAUCCUCAACCGGACGGCACAUCAUCCGUGUCGGCAUCUGCACGUCCAUUUUAUCCGACUGUGCAGCCUCUUUCUUCUCCUUCUCCAUCUCCCGAGCAGUAUGAAGGGGGUUCGACUGGGUAUAGUGUGGUGAGGCCGCCUUUGGUGCCUGGAUCAUACGUGGCCGGUGCGUAUGGUCCCAUGCUGCUCCCUGGGGUUGUUCCCUUUCCCAACUGGGGUCCUUACUCGGGACCAGUGAGCCCAGCACCAUCACCCGGUGCUCAACCCUCAGCUGGAGCAACUUCAGUGUAUGGUCUGUCACAGAUAGGUUCAUCUGCACCUGCAUACACUGGAACAUAUCCCCAGGUGGCCUCCUCGGAUGGCCCUUCGGGGAGUCUGACAAAGGAACAGAAGUUUCCAGAAAGGCCUGGCCAGCCUGAUUGUAAGUAUUACAUGAAAACUGGAGACUGUAAAUAUGGGCCGUCUUGUAGGUACAACCACCCACCGGAUUGGGCCUUGUCGAGGUUGAAUUUUGCUCUUAGUCCAGUGGGCUUACCUCUUCGUCCGGGCGAGCAGGCUUGCUCGUUUUAUCUGCAAAAAGGUUACUGCAAGUUUGGACGUGCGUGCAAAUUCGAUCACCCGAUGCCAACUGCAAGUUACAAUCCAACAUCUUCUUAUACUGAAAUGCCGGGAUAAUUGCAUUGCAAGGCCCUAACAUGGAUCCGGGCUCAACCGGGUCAGACUAUCCGAAGAUCCGUUUGAUGGUUAAACGACAAACCGGGUCUUCAAGUCGAAGCUCAACGAAAUAAAAAGAUAAGGAAAGCUGAUCUUCCAUACUCUGAUGUAUAUAUGGUCACUUCUUUAUUUCUUGAGGCCUGCAGUAAAACCUCAUUCAGCAUAAACAUUUUUAUGGUUGGUUAGAUUUUUAAUGAAAGGUAUGUAACUCAAAAUGUGAACUUAUUUAAGUGUGCGAAUUAGCCGAGAUUCGUUGCAAGGGUAUGGCUAAAAUGCACAACCAUGCCUCACUUAUGAAUCCUUGUUACUUAAUACAUUUGCGUCGUAUUUAUUCGGGAAAAAUCGACCCUAUGACAGUACGGAGUUUGUUAUAGUUGGUUUCUUAUAAUUGGAUCAAACCCACAACCAUGUUGAGGUGUAAACGAG
Striga asiatica is the source of this 1389-nucleotide messenger RNA. The record is from the annotation of a GenBank genome assembly. NCBI's taxonomy places the organism in Eukaryota, Viridiplantae, Streptophyta, Magnoliopsida, Lamiales, Orobanchaceae.